AUGGCCGAAUUUAACGUGGACGUUACGCGGUUACCCGACGACGUUCGCGAAAAGCUCGCGGAACUGGAACUCGAGCUGUCCGAAGGCAAGUACUCUAAGUUUUUUUGCUUGUGUUGUCACCUCUUGCGGUCUUCUCGACCUGGGGUAGCACUGCUGGGGUGGUCGCCACCCCCGCACCAGGUCUUCGCCAACCCCUAUACUGACCGGAGUGAUUCAUUCCAGUCACCGGCUCGGUUUUCUGUGAAGAGAUUCUUCUAUUUCCCCCAUAAUGAAUGUCUCUUUUGA
Macrosiphum euphorbiae (potato aphid) is the source of this 285-nucleotide messenger RNA. The record is from the annotation of a GenBank genome assembly. Lineage: Eukaryota; Metazoa; Arthropoda; Insecta; Hemiptera; Aphididae.